This is a messenger RNA of Trypanosoma theileri, 915 nucleotides long. RefSeq lists its product as uncharacterized. Lineage: Eukaryota; Euglenozoa; Kinetoplastea; Trypanosomatida; Trypanosomatidae. The coding region runs from base 1 to 915 and encodes 304 amino acids. The record is from RefSeq and is a predicted model, not a curated record. The transcript has a single exon.
AUGGAAGUGUAUAGACGCAUUACGGAACGUGUUCGUGGCGCGUUGUGGGCCCAUCAUGGCCGUCUCAUGUCUGAACGUCAAUUCCACCGCAUUCUCGCAUAUGUGUAUAAUAACAAGUAUGAACAUCAAAUACGAUUUGACCGUAUGCAAGUGGUGGGCCGUGCAUGGGAAGGACGUGUGGAGGUGGUCACCACACCGGCGGGAUUUAUGAAAAGAGUACGUAUGAAUCCUUGUGUGGAGGAACUCUCUUCUUAUCGGCAACGACAACUUAUUUUGGCAGCCUACGCAGAUGCCUGCGCACAAGGGAGACAAUUAAUGGAACAGGCAGAAACAAAUAUUUACAAACAAUUUUUAAAAGAUCUUAAACCUAUUGUAAUGGGUAUUCGUGAUAAUGCGGAAUUCUACACUGUACCGGAAGACUCCAUUGAAACUAUUGGAGGAACAUUACACACCGGACAAAAUGGUGUUGGUGUUGGUAGUAAUAUGAAUACCACAACAGGCGUGUUAACACACCGAACGAUUCCCGCAGCGAAGGCCUAUCAACCCGGUGAUGAAGUGCGGGCCCGCGAGAGUUGGGAACACAAAUGGCUGAGCAGCCCGCAAGGAAAGUUAUGGUCCCGCACACUGCGCGGGAAAACGUAUUUUGCUAUGCAUGGACCGCAGUUUAAACCGCGUGGAGCCCCAGGGGCGAAGACCACACCGCCGCCUCUGGAUAUUCCAGCACCGUAUACUCGCAUGGAUGAGGCACGACUGCUGCGAAAGAAUUGGAUGGCUUAUUUAGAUAACAAACACGUGGCGGAGGUGAUGUGGACACGGGCUAAGGUGGCGGAAAGAGAAAAACAACAACGCAAACUGCAGGAAACUGGACAAGCUUGGCAUCGACCUAUUAAUGAGGAAGCUGUGACACGGUGGUGA